Molecule: messenger RNA, 617 nt
Organism: Effrenium voratum
Lineage: Eukaryota; Dinophyceae; Suessiales; Symbiodiniaceae
Source: the annotation of a GenBank genome assembly
GACCCGAGCUUCCUGUGCCCCUUUCCUACCUACUAGCUGCGAGCCUCCAACUCGGUCCGCCAUGGCGUCCCAAGCUUCAGCAAAGGGCCAGGUGUCGGCCACGCUGCGGCCGAGGCUCACUGGCAUGUUACGAGGGCGCCUGUACCCCUCGGAGCGUGUGCACUUUGACAUCGACCAUGAGGCAAUCAUCCGCUACCAGGCUCUGGAGAAAAAGGCCAAGACCGGGGACAAGAGCUCCGCAAAGGACGGCUUCUGCGUUCAGAAGUUUGUGCGGCCAGAGGCACUGGCGGGUGACCGCCACGAUGCCAGGCAGUACUUCAACUCCUUCUUGAACCAGUGCGGCAAGAUUGCAGGUGAUGAAGGGGACAGACAGAGCUUCUCCGAGUUCGUGUACGACACCACUGCUGGAAAGGGUGCAUCCAUGAACGAGGAUGAGCAGUAUGAGGCGAUCAGAGAGGUUGUCGUGACCUUUACGAAGCAGGACUUCAGCCGGCUAAAGGGAAUCGCCCAAAAGCUGCUGAGGUAUGACCGAUGGCCAUCCACGGAGGAGACAACUGAUGGCCGUGGCAGAUAGCCGCUAUAGCCAGAAGCAAGAGUCAUUUCGAAAGAAGAUGUUG